This is a messenger RNA of Paramecium sonneborni, 640 nucleotides long. The record is from the annotation of a GenBank genome assembly. NCBI's taxonomy places the organism in Eukaryota, Ciliophora, Oligohymenophorea, Peniculida, Parameciidae.
AUGAUUUCACCAAAACCACUUCCACCUCAUUAUUAAGAAGUUAUAGAAGAAUUUCUACUACUCUUUCAAUUGAUUUAGCUGCAUAGUAACCCUAUUAUUUAUCCAUAAUCUAUUGAUUAUAUGAAGAUCUUAUCAAUAAUGGAUCACUUAAAUGGUAGAUUACAAGAUUCUAUUUAGAAAUAGCAGAAAAUUUGGUUUUUAUUAAAACUAGAAGAUGAAGAGCUUAAAAUAUGUUAUAAAAUAUUUAACAUGAAAUGUAGACAUAACCUUUAUGUGUAUAUUAUCAUAAUUUAAAAAAUGAGAGUAUAUAUACAUUCAUUUAUUUCUAAGACUCUUUUACAUAUCUUAGAAUAAGGGAAUUGGUGUAUUCUUAUUAUUUGGGGUCCUCUUGUUGAUGUUCCUUUUAAAGGGAUAAUCAGAAAAAGUAGAAAAUGUAAUUGCAAAAACAGAACAAAAAUUAGAAAUACAAAAAAAAGAAGAAAUGGUAUAAGAAAAUACUAAAAAGAUUUAAAUCAAUGAAGAUAUUAAAAAAAAGACAUCUAUUUAUAUUAAAGUAUUGAAUAUUAUAGUAGAUGAGCAGAAUAGACUAUAUAAAGAAUUGAGAGAUCAAAAUUAAAAAAAGAAUAAAAUAAUUAAUUGA